AUGGUGCUAACAAGGGCUCAAGCUCGCGCCGCAGCCCAGGUACCCCAAGGAGAAGGGGCCCCGCUUGAGAUAGUGGAAGGAGUGGUGACUGAAGUACCCGACGCGGAGCAACUGGCAGUUGUUCCUUCUCUCGCUGAAGCUCAGAAUGCCCGCGUAGAGUAUCAGGUCACGAGGUUGGUCGACAACUUCUGGAGUGAGACGCAAAGACUCGCAGCCGAGACGACAAUGCUCCACACCAAUCAAGCCCUGCAAGCAGAAGAAUAUCGUGUAGCUCUUGCCGCUGUUCAUGACGAUGCUCGCAACAGCGCGGCGCAACUGGCGGCACACCAAGAAUGGAUCGAAGGUCAGAUUCAGCAAGCUCUCGAGCACACCAGGGAGACUUUGCAGCAGGAGCUUCGUGUCGUUGCAAAUGCGCAUGCUGCUGGAGAUGAUUCGACCCGAAGGAAAUAA
This is a messenger RNA of Phytophthora sojae, 450 nucleotides long. RefSeq lists its product as hypothetical. The record is from RefSeq and is a predicted model, not a curated record. The transcript has 2 exons. The coding region runs from base 1 to 450 and encodes 149 amino acids. Lineage: Eukaryota; Oomycota; Peronosporomycetes; Peronosporales; Peronosporaceae.